Ziziphus jujuba (common jujube) is the source of this 1891-nucleotide messenger RNA. Its product is annotated as OVARIAN TUMOR DOMAIN-containing deubiquitinating enzyme 7. Bases 147 to 1325 code for a protein of 392 amino acids. The transcript has 12 exons. Gene Ontology annotation, molecular function: cysteine-type deubiquitinase activity. Lineage: Eukaryota; Viridiplantae; Streptophyta; Magnoliopsida; Rosales; Rhamnaceae. Gene Ontology annotation, biological process: protein deubiquitination. The record is from RefSeq and is a predicted model, not a curated record.
GCAAUCGUCCGAGCCGUUGUUGCAGUGUAAUAAUGUUGCAUACUCAGCAAAAGCAUUUCGUCUGUGUGACAGAACCGAACAUGAAUUCUUCUCCGCGAAGCAUCAGCAGCAGCUAAAGACGGUGUUGGAUACGUGGAGUGGGAAAGAUGGUUAAGACGAAACACCAAAAGUCAAAACCUAAGAAACACAACAACCCCCAAAUCAAAAAGCAGGGAAAGCAGGCCGAUAUUUCUCAGUUUCGAGCACAGCUUGAUGCAUUGGGCCUGCAAAUUGUUCAAGUGACUGCAGAUGGUAAUUGUUUCUUUAGGGCCUUAGCAGACCAACUAGAAGGCAAUGAGGAGGAACAUAUGAAGUAUCGUAGCAUGGUGGUACAAUAUAUAUUGAAGAACCGUGAAAUGUUUGAGCCAUUCAUUGAGGAUGAUGUUCCAUUUGAUGAAUAUUGCCAAUCAAUGGAAAAGGAUGGCACAUGGGCUGGACACAUGGAAUUGCAGGCAGCGUCUCUUGUUACACAUAGUAAUAUAUGCAUUCAUAGGAACAUGUCACCUCGCUGGUACAUACGGAACUUUGAUGAUCGUAGUGCCCAUAUGGUCCAUUUGUCUUAUCAUGAUGGGGAGCAUUACAACAGUGUGCGAUUGAAGGAAGACUCUUGUGAGGGGCCAGCUAGGCCAAUCAUAAUCAAGGCUGAUGCUGAUCUUUCCAUGACAUCUCAUCAAGCAAAAGCUGUGGUCAGCAAAUCUAAAGAGGGAACUGGAAGGGAUAUCAUCAAUGCUGGAUCUAUCAAAUUGGUUAUUGCAGGAACCGGUUGUGAAGAUGCUGAAAAAGUUGAACAGGUUUUACUGCAAGUAGAUGGUGAUGUUGAUGCCGCAAUAGAAUUUCUGGUGGCAGAGCAAGGAACAGAAGAGUGCUCUGUGCAAACUGAUGCACAUGAUUCACCUCCUAUUAACACAGAUACUUCUCAUGGUAAUUUUAAAGAUGGCUCUGAUGAAAAUGGAAAAUUUGAGCAGCAAGGGACAGAAGUGAAGACCUUCAAUCAGGAAGUUGCUAGCAGCAACAGUAAUCUAACUCGUGAUAAUAGCUGUUCCCAACCAGAUACUAAGAAGAUCUCAAGAAACCAGGUCUGCUCUUGUGGUUCAAAAAAGAAGUAUAAAGCAUGUUGUGGAUCAGUCGCUGCAAGACCCUCUACAAAGUUUGUAGUUAACCAAAUGGUUGAAUCUAGAAAGGGUAGAAAAGAGAGGAAGCAAGGCAAAAAAGGAGCAACCCUCAAAGCUUCAUCAACCUGUGGAUCUGAUGGAGGGCCGCCUGACAUGGGUGCACUUUGUAUUUGAUUGUUAUCUUAAUGUAUGAUUCCAGCUUAAAGAUGGAUUUAAUCAUAGGUUCAUACCAGAUGGUGAAACCCUAUCUGCUUGCAAUGAUGUAAACAACGAAGCAUAGAUGGAUUGUGCAGUCUGCACCUGAGAAAGAGCUUCGUCUUGUAAACGGUAACACCCUUGAACUUGCCUUCAAAGCUCAAGUGUUACCCUCCGAGAUUACUUUUAGAUCUGAAAGCAAGCAUACUGGCCAAGACAGUUAUAUUCUUGAUAUAGGACAAACAGAUGCGUGAAGUUAAGAGCUUUCCAUGUUCCUGAAAACACAAACAGCUGAACAUUCGAGUCCUGUGGUUGGAAUUUUCGUGGCAAGACAGGUUAUGAGCACAGUUGUUUUGUGUGCAUCUGCAUGCAGGGGAUCGCUUAUUUUGACAGUACAGUUUCUGUUAAUUAGCUGUUGAAAGUGGAAGUUCCAUCAUGCAUGGAAUUUUUUUUAUGUCAAAUGUAUUUUGAAAGAUCCUCUUUGAGAAUUUGUUCACUUUCGAUCUACCAGUCCCAAGGAAUGAAACAAUUUAAUUUUUAUACCA